UUCGGCGGCUUGCAAGUGUGCUCCUUUGUGGCGGUCGCUGUCCUUUUGUGGACCCCUCUGGUCGGUUUGUCCUCAGCCGUGGGUCCUGUCUGCCAUACACGCUCUAUGUCCACUGGUCCGGGAGGCUUAGCCCGAGACCUGCCCUGGCCUCGGGCUCGGUCCCCAGGAGAAGUGUGACGGGCCGUGUAAGGCGCGGGUGAUGGGGCGAGAGCGCAGCCUGGGGUGUGGCGCGCGGGCUGAGCGAGACUGACCCUCACCCCAGUGGGCGUGUGAUCGCUGUGCCGCGAUUGCGUGUGCAAUCCCCCCCGGAGCUCCCCGGCAGACCGCUGACCCUGAGCCCCGGGAGCAGGACCCGCUCCUCUGGGGCUAGCCUGGGGCCCAGGAGGCUGCAGAGCUGCCCAGUCUCCGGGGGACGCUGCCGAGGGCCGCCAUGGAGACCCCUGCCCCGAAAUCCGAGGAGACAGCUUCACCAUCUCUGGACACCACUCUUCCCCUCAAAGAGAAUCCAGAGGAUAAAUUGGGUCAGGGCCUCCUGGAAGCCAGGUCUGAGGAAUCAGUGACUUUCAAGGAUGUGGCUGUGGACUUCACUCAGGAGGAGUGGGGCCAGCUGGACUCCCCUCAGAGGGCCCUGUACCGGGAUGUGAUGCUGGAAAACUACCAGAACCUUCUCGCCCUGGCAGGGCCUCCUGUUUGCAAGCCAGAUGUGAUCUCCCAUCUGGAACGAGGCGAGGAGCCAUGGAGAGUGCCCAGUGAAGUCUCUGGAGGGGCUCAUCCAGAAUGGGAGCUUAGGCCUGAGCUGAAGGAGAAGCUGUCUCAGCAGCAGGACCUUUACAAAAAAGAGCCAUUGCAGGAGCCAAUGGUAGAAUGGCUGGUGAGACCCAGACUUCACAGCUCCAGUCCAGGAACUGGAUGGUCCUGGGAGGGCCCUGCAGGGGGAGCUCUGUCCAGAGGCAAGGCUGUAUUCUGGAGGCAAGCACUGGACAGCUGUGGGAAUGUUUCCAUGGAGAAGUGCUGGCAGGGAUAUGAGGUUUCUGAGGCUUCUCCCCUCAGGUGCAGCAUCUUCACCCAGCAGAGGCUUCCUUCAGAUGGAGACCCUCCUGACAGCCACAUGGAGAAUUUGCAACAGAGUGAGGCAGUUACCGAGCACCAGAGAGCAUGCACAGAAAAAAAUACGUGCAAGUCGAGUAAAUACAGAAAAUACCCACUUGUUAGCAGGCAGCAGGCUGCCAGUGCCAGAGAGGAUCUCUUUGUGUGCAGCGAGUGUGGGAAAGCCUUCCCUCAGAGCUCAUCCCUCACUCUGCACCGGCGCUGGCACGCACGCGAGAAAGCCUACAAAUGUAAGGAAUGUGGCAAGGCCUUCACAUGGAGCACCAACCUCAUCGAGCACCAGAGAAUCCACACCGGGGAGAAGCCCUUCUUCUGUGGCGAGUGUGGGAAAGCCUUCAGCUGCCACUCGUCACUUAACGUACAUCACAGAAUUCACACUGGUGAAAGACCCUACAAAUGUAACACCUGUGAGAAGGCCUUCAGCUGCAGCUCACUACUCAAUAUGCACCUCCGGGUCCACACUGGGGAGAAGCCCUACAAGUGCAAUGAGUGUGGGAAAGCCUUUAACCAGAGGACUCACCUGACCCGGCACCACAGAAUCCACACUGGGGAGAAGCCAUACAAAUGCAAUGAGUGUGGGAAGGCCUUCACUUGUCACUCAUCCCUGACCGUGCAUGAGAAAAUCCACAAUGGGGACAAGCCAUUUAAAUGCACUGAAUGUGAGAAGGCCUUCAACAACCGUUCCCGCCUGACUCUCCAUCAGAGAAUACACACAGGGGAGAAGCCUUUCAAGUGCAGCGCCUGUGGGAAGGGCUUCAGCUGCCACUCCUACCUCAUUGUGCACCAGCGGAUCCACAGUGGGGAGAAGCCCUUCAAGUGCAACGAGUGUGGAAAGGCCUUUAGCUCCCACUCCUACCUCAUCGUGCACCAGCGGAUCCACACAGGGGAGAAGCCCUUUGACUGCAGCAAGUGUUGGAAAGCCUUUAGCUGCCACUCAUCCCUCAUUGUGCAUCAGCGGAUUCACACAGGGGAGAAACCUUAUAAAUGUAAUGAGUGUGGCAAGGCAUUCAGCCAAAACCACUGUCUCAUCAAACAUCAGAAAGUCCAUUCUGGGGAGAAGUCACUGAAAUGUAAAGAGUGUGGUGAGGUGUUCAGCUGGAGCUCCCACCUCCUAGAACACCAGAGAACACACAGUGAAGAGAAGCCCUUUGCCAUUCAGUUCAACAAGCACUUACUGAGCACAUACUACAUGCCCAGUACCCUGCUGGGUGCGGGGGCCACAGGGGUGAGUAGUAUGGACUCAAUAAAUGCACUGGAUGUGGCAAAACUCCUGUGUGUGGUUCAGCCCUCAGCCAGCAGAAAUUUCGUGCUGGGCACCAAGCCAAGGAAUUAAUGUAGCUUUUCCUGGCAGUGGCCCCUUCACCCCAGCCCAGGCUGAGCUGUGGAAGCAGGGUGGCUCGUGUAUGUAUUCCAUUGGCACUUCCAGAUGGCAAGCCUGCCCUUCCACCCCAGGACCUAUUAGGUGUCACCUCCCUGGAAAUGGACCCACCUCAGAAGAGGAGAGAUGAGGGCCAUUUGAGGAUGCAUUUUCCUUGGUGAAUUUGGAAGUCACUGACAAAGGAAAUACAUCUUUCCUGCAGAUAAAAAGAAGACAUGUCAGUCAUUGCCCUCUGACAGGAUCCUGGCAGAUUUCCAUCAGGAAUAUCUUCUGUGAACUGUUACAUUUAGAGUAAUAAUAAGAAUCAAAAUAGAGCUGAAGAAUUGCGAGCAGUAGUACUUCCAAGUGAACAUUAUUAUAGUCUAGGAGGGGAUGGUGCAGGCUUGGGAAGAGGCACAUUUCCUGGACUUACCCUACAGAGUUAGUGGCAGUGCUCUGGCACAGCAUCACAGCAAGCACCAGAGUAGCUGGGAGCUGAUAUGGCAACGUCACAGCUGGCCAACUAGUCCAUAGGGGUAGACUAGGAGCACACAGGCAGGUGCCUGGUGCAUCCAGGGAAGAUGAGUACAAUAUCAGAAUGGAUGUUUCAAGAAGUGUGCCUUCACCCCAGGCCCCUGCAGGGCCUUUUCUCAGCACUUAGCCGAGCUCCCCAGCUCAGCUCCACUGGAAGAGGAGACGGGGGACAGUUCAUCUGGGACUAGUGUUAUUUCUACUCCAUUCUAAGCAAGUAUAAGCUGCCUUCCAGUGAUAAUACUUUACAUUUGUAUAGAGGUCUAUAGUUUAUUAAAUGCUCUUGCUUUACUUUUUAAAGUAUGGAGGCAAAAUAGCAACAUUUCAGAAAAUGGGGGAUUGUGUGGGGAAAUGCCCCUAACUCUCAGUAAAACUGCAUUUCACGCUUUGAUACAUUACCGUCUGCUUUUUCAUACUGCAUUUUUACGUAACUCUGAACAUAGUGUGUAUAUAUGUGUAUAUGUAUAUACAUGCAUAUAUAUCUUACAUAUGUAUACCUCUCUAUCAUUUUUCCACUUAACUGCAUGGCAGAAUUUUCUCCAAGUACAUGUACCAUCUUUGGAGUCACAGUUCUAACUGGAGGCAUAGUAUUCUGUCCUGUUAGACCUUUGAUUGGCUGUUGAAGUUAUCUCCAUGUUUUUCACUAUUAUACAUCAUUCCUCAUGAGCAUCUUUUUGUAUUAUGCUUUUUCAGUCUUUUAGAAAAUUACCUAGGGGUGAAAAAUUUUAGAUAAAGGAAAUAGCUUGAGGGCCUCCCUGGAGGUGCAGGCAGUUGAGCGCUGCAAUGUGGAGCUGUCCGCAGCCUCUGCAGCACGGGUUCAAUCCUGGCCGGACAGCGAGAAUCCCACAUGGUGAGCAGACCUCUCCUGUCUCGCCCGCUGCUCCCCUCAGCAGUGUAUUUCAGUCAGUUUGCCUGUUCUGUUCCCCGAUCUGUCUCUGGUGGAUCCUCUCGCCCUCCCGCGCAUCUGGCCUGUACCCUGGCUCUUGUAUAAAAAUAAAUCUUUUAAAAAAAAAAAGGAAAUAGCUUGAGGGAUCAUUUUAGUAUGUUUUUUGUGGUAUGGUCACAAAGUAAUACUGAUCUCUAUGAAGUAAUCAAUCAGCAGCCCCAGACCCCUGCACAGCCCUCUCUGGAUCUAGGCACAGCUGGGAGCGGGGUGUGCAGGUGGUCUUUGUCCAGGAUGUGGUGACCACACAGCAGUGACCCUGGGCAUCUGCCUCUGUUGCAUUCCUGCUCGUGCGAGGCAGCCUGGCCUUAUGUAGCCCCGGGUCCUUUCUCCAUGACAAACAAAAAAUUCUGCUUUAUGACUGUUAGUAAAAGUCAAAUAUAAUCUAGGCUGAUUUAUUAUUGUCAAACUGAUUUAUUUAAAAAAAAAAUUAAAAUGGAAGUAUCUUUGUGGGCCCCAGACACCCUACAGUCGGCCCCACAGUGCUGUUCGUAAGCAGUUGACAGCAGCGCCUUACUGUUCUGCUUCACACCUUUGGUAACUAAUGAAGCAGGAUAAUGAACAUGUUUUUGUUUUGUUUUUGUUUUUUGCGUGGAAGAAUGGGGGUGUAGGUCAGAGGUGUGGGGGGUGAGAGGAUUCACCAGAGACAGAGUGGGGAGCAGAGCAGGCGGAUUGACUGAGAUACACUGCUGAGGGGGACAGUGGGCAAGCCGGGAGAGGUCUGAUGCACCACAUGUGGGUAGUUCCCUGGCCAGGCCAUGGUGGCGACAGCACUGAGACUUAACCCCUAGGCCAACAGAGAGGACCUGAAUAUGCUUUUAUUAUUGGUUUUGAAAGUUAUUUGUACCAGCUGCCUGUCUUUCCCCUAGAGUUUUGAUGUUUUUCUUUUAUUUACAUAUAAACUUUCUUUUAUGAUUAUGUGAGUAAUACAUGUAUAUUGAAGACUUUUUUUUUUAAAUCAUAAGAAUAAAAUGAAAGCGUCAGUUCACAGUCGUUACUUGGAGAUGCAGUUCCUUCUAGUUUUUGUGUACAGGUGUGUAUGUGUGUGUGUACUUUUUUUUUUUUUUUUUUUUUUUUUUAAAAAUCCCUUUUUUUUAUAGAGGCAUGCUUUAUUUAUUUAUUUGUUUGUUUUGUUUAUACAUGCACUGGGUACAGUCAGAAGCAUGGGAGGGUAAGAGAAUUCACCAGAGCCAGAGUGGGGAGCAGAGCAGGCAGAAGGGCCAUGUGGGACCCUCCUCCUGUGGCCGGGGAGCAGCCAGGGAUUGAACUGGCGCCGCAGAGGCCGCGGGCAGCUUCGCAACCCAGCGCUCAACCGCUGCGCCACCGGAGAGGCCCAUGUGUGUGUACUUUUAAAGCAAAACUGGAUUCAUAAUCUGCAUGUUAUUUUUUUUUUUAAGAUUUAUUUAUUUAUUUAUACAAGCACUGGGUACAGU
This is a messenger RNA of Talpa occidentalis (Iberian mole), 5371 nucleotides long. RefSeq names its product zinc finger protein 74 (gene ZNF74). Gene Ontology annotation, molecular function: RNA polymerase II cis-regulatory region sequence-specific DNA binding; DNA-binding transcription factor activity. Gene Ontology annotation, biological process: regulation of transcription by RNA polymerase II. The record is from RefSeq and is a predicted model, not a curated record. The transcript is spliced from 5 exons. NCBI's taxonomy places the organism in Eukaryota, Metazoa, Chordata, Mammalia, Eulipotyphla, Talpidae. The coding region runs from base 431 to 2440 and encodes 669 amino acids.